AUCACUAGUAGUCAGAGCUCCAAUAGCAGCAGUUUAUCUACUUGCUCCUAAAGCUGAGUCUCUACUCAGCUGACAGCAUGAACUCGGAUAAGUGGCAUCUACGGCAGGAGUAGUCAGAGAGGAAAGUGAAUUCUGGAAAUAUUCUUCUGUACAUAUACUCUCAGAAACUGCGUUUCUUGUCUAACAACAGACGGCUUGGUCGACAUGGGUGCCGUGCGCCUGUUGACGGCGGCGUUGUCCGGCUGAAAAGCUCCCCCGCUCGGCUCGUCAUUCUUAAGCAGCUACUAAGCUUAGCUUUUGUAAGUUUAAUAGAGCCGCCACUGCUGUGUUUUAACUCUGACGGUGAAGCUAAUCAAGCUCGGCUGCUAGCUUGGACGGUGUUUGUUGGCUAACAGCGGUUUUUGCUGUUUGCAGUUGAGUAGGUGAUGUUGUCUGUGCUGUCAUACGGUAGACUGGUGGCCAGAGCUGUCCUCGGCGGACUCUCUCAGACGGACGGCCGUGACUACAGCCUUGUGACAGCGAGCUGCGGCUUCGGCAAAGACUUCCGUAAAGGCAUCCUUAAAAAAGGAAUGUGUUACGGGGAUGAUGCCUGCUUCGUCGCACGACACAGAUCCGCCGAUGUUUUAGGUGUAGCUGAUGGAGUCGGAGGCUGGAGGGACUAUGGUGUUGACCCAUCACAGUUUUCAAGUACGCUCAUGAAGACAUGUGAAAGGCUGGUGAAGGAAGGACACUUCAUUCCUAGCAAUCCUGUGGGGGUUUUGACGACCAGCUACUAUGAGUUGUUGCAGAACAAAGUGCCACUGCUCGGCAGUAGCACAGCCUGUAUAGUGGUCUUGGACCGACAGAGCCACCAGCUGCACACAGCCAACCUGGGAGAUUCAGGCUUCCUAGUGGUGCGGGAAGGGGAGGUGGUCCACCGCUCAGACGAGCAGCAGCACUACUUCAACACCCCCUUCCAGCUAUCCAUCGCUCCUCCAGGAGCUGAGGGGGCCGUCCUCAGUGACAGCCCUGACGCUGCAGACAGCUCUUCCUUCGAUGUCCAGCUGGGUGACAUCAUCCUCACUGCCACUGACGGGCUCUUUGACAACAUGCCUGACUACAUGAUUCUGCAGGAACUGAAGAAGCUCAAGAACACAAACUGUAAGAGCAUGCAGAAGACGGCAAGGAACAUCGCAGAGCAGGCCCACGAUCUGGCGUAUGACCCAAACUACAUGUCACCUUUUGCACAGUUUGCCUGUGACAAUGGGCUGAAUGUAAGAGGAGGAAAGCCAGAUGACAUCACAGUGCUGCUGUCUAUUGUAGCGGAGUACACAGAUUAAAGACUACUGGUGUAGCUGUGACAGUGUCUGCCUCUGAAGGUGAUGAACUGUUGAAGUCCUGCUGGCCAGGAUAAAGAACUAAAGUGACAAGCUCUCCCUGCAAUGGCUGGUUCCACUUUGCCUCAGAAUUCUUUUUCAAAUAAGAGAGCUGCUGAGUGAAAAGGACGUGGGUCCAGAGAGACUCUUGGGCAGGCUGCAGCCUUAAAGUCCAUUAGUGAUGCAUAGGAAAUGGUAUUUUGGCUUUUUAAUAAACGUGCAAAAGAAUGUGUGUGGGGAAGGUCUGAAGCACUCUGUGUAUAUAAGGGUGUGUGCAGAGUGUGUAAAUGUGAUGUUUUUGAUGAAUGUUAAAAACAAAUGUCAUAAGAUCAUACAAAAGAAAUGGACAAAGCCAUGGUAGCUUAAGUGAAGUCUGAGAGAGUAAACCUUUCUCUAGUUUUAGAAUUACUUUUAAAAAAAAAAUCAAACUAAUAUUAUCAAAUUAGCAGAUUUUUUUUUUAUUCUGGCCAAACAAAAGUUUACAAACAAAAAAGGAGCAAAUGGCACUUUGAGCUCUUCUGAAAAAUAUAUUGAUAAAAAAACCACAUUAGAAGCAACUUCUAAUGUGACAAUGUUAAUUCCAAAUCCAGCAGAUCACCUCAGGUGAACUACUUGUUGUGGCCAUAAUCUGCAAAUGGUUGGUCAAUUUUAUUUCUUUUCUGCCCUUCCUUUAACAGUACA
Messenger RNA from Cynoglossus semilaevis (tongue sole), 2036 nucleotides. RefSeq names its product protein phosphatase PTC7 homolog. Lineage: Eukaryota; Metazoa; Chordata; Actinopteri; Pleuronectiformes; Cynoglossidae. The transcript has 6 exons. Bases 426 to 1319 code for a protein of 297 amino acids. Gene Ontology annotation, biological process: protein dephosphorylation. Gene Ontology annotation, molecular function: protein serine/threonine phosphatase activity. Gene Ontology annotation, cellular component: mitochondrion. The record is from RefSeq and is a predicted model, not a curated record.